AUGGGCCGCAAGUACGAGCCACUGGCGAAUGGCGCCGAGGAUGGCGGCGACGAUUGUGCUGCCUCGCUGCGCCUCGAGGCGGCAAAGACGCUGGAAAGACGCGCGAAGCGUUUCAUGUACACGGGUGCCGUGGCACUCAUCAUCUCGCUGUUUGCGCUCAUGGGCGCAGCGGUGGUGCGAAGGCCGUCGAUGCUCGAGUGCGAUAAGAUGGUAUCGCCAUGGUCUUCGUUAUGGCCGGCCGUCGAGCACACCGAGGGCGACUUGAUCAAUUACUUUAACCAUUCGUCGAUAUACAGAGGGCCUCCAACACUAGAGCGCGAGACGGCUUGGAAUUCUCUGUGGUACCACCACGCAAUGCCCGUCAGCAAAGAGGGCAUCUAUGCCCUCAACAAAACUAACCCGGACCUAUACCUCGAAGUCAUUGGUAGCGAUCCCGAGGAGCCCACCUACGGAGCCAUUGCCGAAGUUUUUCACCAACUUCAUUGCCUGAACCUCAUCCGCCAGCAUAGCUGGCCCAUCGAGCAGUUCUCCAAGGACUGGGGCGAGCUGUACCCCGACUUCCUCUGGGACAACCCCGUGCUCGGCCGCAUGCACGUCGACCACUGCUUCGAGGCCCUGCGCCUGUCGCUCAUGUGCUAUGCGGACAUUACGCCCGUACUCAACGAGCACGUGGACAACCCCGACUUUGACCGCAAGGCCGACUUCAACACGCACCACAAGUGUCGUGAUUUCCAGCGCAUUGCCGAUUACGUCGAGGAAAUGGGCUACGAUAUCCCGCCGCCGGCCGUGCUCAAGGAUGGGGGCGGCCAUGCGCAUGGGGAGAGGCGCUUCGUGACGCCGGUGAAGCCGAGGGGGAGAAAGUGA
Molecule: messenger RNA, 864 nt
Organism: Beauveria bassiana ARSEF 2860
Lineage: Eukaryota; Fungi; Ascomycota; Sordariomycetes; Hypocreales; Cordycipitaceae
Product: tat pathway signal sequence
Exons: 4
Coding region: 1-864 (287 amino acids)
Biological process (GO): mycotoxin biosynthetic process
Source: RefSeq, a predicted model, not a curated record